Molecule: messenger RNA, 3300 nt
Organism: Misgurnus anguillicaudatus (oriental weatherfish)
Lineage: Eukaryota; Metazoa; Chordata; Actinopteri; Cypriniformes; Cobitidae
Source: RefSeq, a predicted model, not a curated record
CAAUGGAAAACCACGAAUAGUAUUUAACUGUUCCUUUCAAUAUAAAGGCAUGUCAUUGAACAGCCAGCUCCUUCCUGGUCCACAAUUAGGCCCCUCCCUACUUGGCGUUUUACUCCGGUUCCGUCAGUAUCCAGUGGCAAUCAGUGGUGAUAUAAAAUCCAUGUUUCACCAAAUCAGGCUACUACCAGAAGAUCGCCCUUUGCUACGCUUCCUGUGGCGCAAUAUGCAGAGGUCAAAUCCACCUGACAUCUACGAAUGGCAAGUUUUGCCCUUUGGUACAGUAUGUAGUCCAUGUUGCGCAACAUAUGCCUUACAAAGGCAUGUCCACGAUCACCAAGAAGGUUAUGAGGAUAUACUGAAUUCUAUACUUCAGUCAUUUUAUGUUGACAACUGCCUAGAGAGUUUCCCAAAUGUGCAAGCUGCAAAAAGUCAGCUAGAUCGAAUGCGUUCCUUACUUAUGAGUGGGGGAUUUGAAAUCAGACAGUGGGCAAGUAAUCAGCCUGAUGUGGUCCGACACCUCCCAUGUGAAGCUAGAGCUGAGAGUUCUGAACUAUGGAUCAAUCAAGAUUGUUUGGACCCAAAAGAAGGAGCUUUGGGUCUAAGUUGGCAUUGUCCUUCUGAUUCUUUAGGAUAUAGAUCUAGAACUGUGGAAUGUAAACCAGUAACCAUGCGCAAUAUUUACAAAGCUCUUGCAAGUCAAUAUGAUCCACUUGGUUACAUAAUUCCCUUCAUAACGAGAGCUAAAGUUAUUAUACAACAACUUUGGAUGAAACCCAGAGACUGGGAUGACCCUCUCAUGCCAGAUUCCAUUCAAAAGGCCUGGAAGGCCUGGGAAACGGAGCUUCCUGAUUUAUCUUUGAUCCAACUUCCCCGUUGUUAUUCAUUAUUACCCUCAGAACAAAUCAAGUCCAGGGAGUUGCAUAUUUUUUGCGACGCCUCAGAGAAGGCAUAUGGCUCCGUAGCCUAUCUGCGGAUGGAAACUGAUAAGAGCGUGGUCCAAACUUCCUUUAUCAUGGCAAGGUCUCGAGUAGCCCCAAAAAGGCAAAUAUCCAUUCCCCGCCUAGAACUUUGUGCUGCUCUAACAGGUGCCCAACUUUCAAAACUCUUGCAAACUGAACUGACUCUUCCUUUAACAAGUACUAUCUUAUGGUCAGAUUCCACAACUGUUUUAUCUUGGCUGCAUUCUUCCUCCUGUCGAUACAAAGUGUUUGUAGCAAAUAGAGUCACAGAAAUCUUGGAGCUUACCGAUCUUUCUUCUUGGAGAUAUGUUCCAUCUGGGCAGAAUCCAGCAGAUGACAUUACUAGAGGGAGUAGCCUUGUUGAGUUAGCCAAGCCUGCCCAUAGAUGGCGACAAGGCCCAACGUUCCUGAAACAUUCGCCACAUGAAUGGCCACAAAAUCUAAUAUCCAGCCCUGCUAGCCCUGACCCUGAACUCCGCAAACCACUCUUUUGUGGGUUAACACAGUCAGAAGAUCUUGUGCUUCCAGACCCAAGUCGUUUUAAGUCAUGGUCAGAAUUGAAGUCCGCAACAACUGAGCUCCUGCGACAGCACAAUCCAGAUUCCUUUGAUACUUCCUCUGUUGAAACCUUACUUUUAAAGCAAGCACAGCAACAAAGUUUCCCCUCAGAGUACCAGUGCUUGAAGCAAGGUAAACCUGUUGAAGCUCAAAGUCGCCUUCUUACCCUUUCUCCAGAACUGAAUGAAAAAACAGGACUUAUUGUAGUGGGCGGAAGGCUAAGACGAGUAAAGGAUAUUGAACCAGGAAUUGUUCAUCCAGUUGUUCUUGACCCUAAACAUCCAUUGUCCCAGUUAAUUGUAAAAGAUUAUGAUGAGAAACUGUUCCAUCCUGGCCCAGAGAGAGUUUUCUCAGAACUUCGGCGAAACUACUGGAUAAUUAAAGGGAGACAAGCUGUAAAGAAACAUCAGUGGUCCUGCUUAGAAUGCAAGAAGUGGAGAGCUAAACCAUCUAUUCCACAAAUGUCAGAUCUCCCCUCCUCAAAGCUCCAAUUGUGUAAACCCCCAUUUUGGUCCACUGGAAUGGACUGUUUUGGCCCCUUUCAUGUUAAGGUUGGUCGUAGGACAGAAAAAAGAUGGGGCAUCCUUUUCAAAUGCCAGACCACUAGAUGUCUACAUAUUGACUUGUUAACUAGUCUAGAUGUGGACAGUUUCCUGAUGGCACUACGUCGAUUUAUAUCUAGGAGAGGUAAGCCCUACGAAAUUCUUAGUGAUCAAGGGAGUAAUUUCCGUGGUGCUGCAAGAGAAUUGAAGGAAGUCUAUCAGAAUCUUACCACUGAACUACAACUUAAAUUGGAAAAUCAACAGAUUACAUUUAAGUUUAACCCACCACAAGCCCCUCAUUUUGGAGGCUCAUGGGAGAGAGAGAUCCGUUCAAUAAAAACAGCUCUGCGAGUGGCACUUGGCAAUCAAACCAUAUCAGAGGAAGUCUUACGAACAGUCCUGACAGAAAUUGAAGGAGUUUUAAAUUCAAAACCUCUUGGAUAUGCCUCAUCUAACAUCUCAGACCUCGAUCCCAUCACCCCAAAUUUGCUCCUUAUGGGGCGGCGGGACUCUUCUCUGCCACAGGUGAUUUAUGCCAAUACAGAGUUCCUUAGUCGUAGAUCUUGGCGUCACAGCCAAAUCCUUGCUGACAGAUUCUGGACAUCCUUUAUUCACAAUUAUUUGCCAGGUCAACAACUGCGGCAAAAAUGGAAUAGGGAACAGCCCAAUUUGAAUGACUCUACAGUUGUCUUAGUUAUUGAUCCUCAACUUCCACGAGCAUCAUGGCCUGUUGGCAGGGUAGUACGUCUCCUACCCAGUCAGGAUGGACGUGUUAGAGCAGCUGAGAUUAAUAUUAAUGAUAAACUUUAUGUACGCCCUGUUGCCAAGUUGAUUCCAUUACCCAAAAUAGAGGAUUAAUAGCAAAUACAUUACUGUAUUUGGGGGCGGCUGUUGUGAAUUAGACUAUUUUUCCCUUUUUCUCCUUUAUACUACAUUUCCUACAAUCCCUUGCAGACUGCAUCACCAUUUUUUGUGUACUCCAUUACCCAUAAUCCUCAGCUGAGGUCUAUAAAUAGACCUCAUUUCCUUUCUUUGUUCUUUUGUAUUGGUGAGGUGUGGGCCUGAAGAUGAGCACUCAAUCAUGUUUGUUUGAGUGUUUUCCACAAGAUGUGUAAUUGACCAGAAAACCAUCUUUAUCAUCCUGUGUAUUAUAAGCAUUCUGCUUAUCCUGUGGAACCUGUGUAAUGUGCAUCCAGUUUUAAUGUCAACAAGAAUAAAUGAAAGCAAAAGGAAUGGUAUCU